Molecule: messenger RNA, 3111 nt
Organism: Diplodia corticola
Lineage: Eukaryota; Fungi; Ascomycota; Dothideomycetes; Botryosphaeriales; Botryosphaeriaceae
Product: gpi ethanolamine phosphate transferase 1
Exons: 5
Coding region: 1-3111 (1036 amino acids)
Biological process (GO): GPI anchor biosynthetic process
Cellular component (GO): endoplasmic reticulum membrane
Molecular function (GO): mannose-ethanolamine phosphotransferase activity
Source: RefSeq, a predicted model, not a curated record
AUGGCGAGACUCGGCCGCGCCGGCUUCCUAGCCGUCGCCGUGGUGUUCCACCUGGUCUACAUAUACUCCAUCUUCGACAUCUACUUCAUUAGCCCCAUUGUCAGUGGCAUGCGCGAGUACCGCCUCGAGGCUAGAGAAGCCCCUGCCAAGCGAUUGGUCCUGUUCGUUGGCGACGGACUCCGCGCCGACAAGGCGUUCCAAUACUUCAAGGACCCCUCGCCCGCCAACCCCAAUGCCCCCGAGGCCCAGGAGCUGCGGCCGCUCGCGCCCUUUCUCCGCUCGCGCGUCCUGUCACACGGUACCUUUGGCGUCUCCCAUACGCGCGUGCCCACCGAGUCGCGGCCGGGACAUGUCGCGCUGAUCGCGGGCCUGUACGAGGACGUGUCGGCAGUGACGACGGGGUGGAAGCUGAAUCCGGUCAACUUCGACAGCGUCUUCAACCGAAGCCGACACACGUGGAGCUGGGGCAGUCCGGACAUCCUGCCCAUGUUCGAGCAGGGCGCCGUGCCCGGCCGCGUGGAUACCGACAUGUACGGCGCCGAGGCCGAGGACUUUACGUCGGACGCCACGCUGUUGGACACUUGGGUGUUUGAUCGGGUCAAGGCCCUCUUUCGCGAUGCAAAGACGAACAAGACGCUGGCUGCGGAGCUGAAGCAGGAGCAGAACGUCUUCUUCUUGCACCUUCUGGGCCUCGACACCACGGGCCAUGGGUACAGGCCGUAUUCCAAGGAGUACCUGCACAACAUCAAGGUUGUGGAUCAGGGCGUCAAGGAGAUCACGCAGCUGAUUGAAGAUUUCUACGGAGAUGGGAAGACAGCAUUCGUUUUUACCGCCGAUCAUGGAAUGAGCGACUGGGGCAGUCACGGAGACGGCCAUCCUGACAACACGCGGACGCCGCUGAUUGCCUGGGGAUCGGGCGUUGCACCUCCGGUAAAGGUUGCGGAUGGCAUUGCUGCGGGCCAUGAAGAUGGCUUCUCCUCGGAUUGGAACUUGGACCAGAUCCAGAGAAACGACGUAGCGCAAGCAGACGUCGCGACGCUCAUGGCCUACCUGGUCGGCAUUGCCUUCCCGGUCAAUUCGGUUGGCGAACUGCCGCUGGCGUACAUCAAAGCCGAUGCCACUACGAAGGCCGAAGCCUUGCUGGUCAAUGCAAAGGAGAUCCUCGAAAUGUACCAUGUGAAGGAGGAGCAGAAGAAGUCGACCGAGCUACGCUACAGACCCUUUCCCGCCUUCAGGGACAGCGAUGAGAAAUCGGUUGCGUCCCGUAUGGCCAGGAUCAGGGAGCUGAUCGACGGUGGCCAUGCCGAAGACGCCAUUCAGCAAUGCGCGGAACUGAUCAAGUUGGGCCUCGAGGCUAUCAGGUAUCUUCAGACGUACGACUGGUUGUUCCUUCGUGCUCUCGUCACGCUGGGAUAUCUGGGCUGGAUCGCGUUUGCCAUUACGACGGUCAUUGAUUUGCACGUCUUGCACAGUACAACGGAGACAUCGCGCUCGACUGUUUCGACGGUCGUUUUCUCGUCCGUUGGUGUUGCCUUGUUUUCAGUUUUGAUUGCGCAGAAGUCGGCUUUGACGUAUUAUGCGUACGCAUUCUUCCCCGUCAUGUUUUGGGAAGAGGUAUACGCGCGCAGAGCAGCCUUGAAGAAGGGUAAGGAUGUGCUCUUCGAGCAUAUCAGGACGCCAAAGGACAAGAUCGGUCUGGUGGUCAAGUUCGUGGCGUCUUUUGGAUUGCUGGAAGCCAUCGUCCAAAGUUACUUCCACAGGGAAGUUUUCACCAUCUGCUAUCUUCUGGCUACUAUUUGGCCUGUUUUCUACGGCAUGCACUUCAUCAGACAGAACUUCCUGGUAGUUGCGACUUGGUGGCUGUCUUGUAGCAUGAUGAGUGUUUUCACGUUGCUGGACGCCGUGAAAGUUGAGGACAUAAAUCUUAUUCUCAUCGGUGGUGUUCUUAUGUUUACUGUUGGUGCGCUGUACCUGUUCUUUGAGAAGAGCAUUAUCGCGCAAUCCACCGCCACGAAGGGCCUUGCAUCCGAGAAAGCCGAUGGCCUAUCCCGGACGAUACUAGGAACCCAAGUCGGCCUGAUCGCUCUCGCAAUGCUUGUCACGAAAUCAAGCGUCGCCUCUUUGCAAGCCAAGGAGGGCUUGCCUCUCGGCACCCAAGUCGUGGGCUGGGUGGUACUAGUUGCAUCCCUAAUGGUGCCAUUCCUCCACGGUCUAGCGCCGAACAACCACUACAUACACCGUCUAGUGGUCAUUUUCCUAAGCUUUUCGCCCAUCUUCAUCAUCCUUACCAUCUCGUACGAAGGGCUCUUCUACUUCGCCUUCUGCAUGACCCUGGUUACCUGGGUGCGUCUGGAACACCGCAUCUCUCAACAUGCUGGUCUCGCUACAGGAGACAAGGUCCCAGCACCAUCAAAACAACGACCACAACAACCCGCCUCCUCCGCCACCAAGGAGCCCAGCCCCCUCAAGCCCGCGCCCGGCGCCGCGCAGACGCUUCCCACCGACGUGUCUUCGGGCAACUACCGGUCGCUGGCGCUAUCGGACGUGCGCAUCGCCCUCUUCUUCCUCUUCCUGCUGCAGUCCGCCUUCUUCAGCACGGGCAACAUCGCGUCCAUCUCGUCCUUCUCGCUCGACGCCGUGAGCCGGCUCAUUCCCGUCUUCGACCCCUUUUCGCAAGGGGCCCUCCUCCUGUUCAAGAUCCUCGUCCCCUUCGCCGCGCUCUCGGCCAACCUCGGCAUCCUCAACCGCCGCCUCGGCGUCGCGCCGUCGGCCCUCUUCAUGGUCGUCAUGGCCGUCGGCGACGCCAUGACCGUCUCCUUCUUCUGGAUGGUGCGCGACGAAGGGUCGUGGCUCGACAUCGGCACCAGCAUCUCGCACUUUUGCAUCGCGAGCGGCCUGUGCGUCUUCGUCGCCGCGCUCGAGGGCGUCAGCGAGGUGCUCGUCAGCGGCGUCGAGUUUGACGGCGUCGGGGACGCGAGGCGCUUGGCCGUCGAGGCGAGGGACAAGGUCGUCGGGGCGGCGAAUGGGGUGGCCGGGAAGGUCGGUGGUGAGAACAACAGCAGCAAUGGUGGCGUCGUCGAGACGGCGGCGGCGGUCAAUGGCGGGGCGUGA